AGGAAAUAUUGUUUCCUAGCCAUGUUUCCUAGCAAAUUUCGCUUUGCGUAAAACAUUCAGAAAAAUAUUUUCAAACAAUAUUCACUUCGCGAGUCUCACGCGUGUGCGCGAUCACAUCUUCGGCACUGCCCGGAUAUCGUCGGCUGUCAGGAACUAUAAUGUAAACAUGGCGAUGUGAACAGUUCAUUUAAAAAAAUGUAGUUUUUCAUAUUUGGAUUAUUUAAAUAUUUCUACGGUUUUUGCCUCAAUGGAUGACCUCGCGGAAAUACAAGCUCUUCUCAGGGCUGAGGAGAAAUGUAAUCAUGUAUCCUUUUAUGGUAAAAACUUGGUAUUUUUGUUGUUUGCCAUAGAUAUUAGUGGGAUAAUUUGUACAUUUUUGGGUGUAGCUUAAAAGUGAUAGUUUCACUGAACGCUAUCGUAUAGCAGAAUAGUAACUUUCAGUGUUAUUUUUCAGUUGGAAAGCGAAUAAAUCAAUGAAAAGACAAUGUUUAACUUGACUGCUCAUAUUUUUAACCGAUUGAGUGCACUAGUCAUUUAUUGGGUACAAAGCAAUUACUUAAUGGGUUGAGUUGGUUAACUAGAGAUAUGGGCAGUUACUAGGUCUGAUUAGCUCAUUGCCAGAGUGCUCUGCCUUUGACGAGUAAAAUUGUGUGGCGUUAGAUGGAGUAAGAUAAUAAAAUGGGCUGCAAUGUUAAAAUAUAUUGAGCUAUUCCAUUUAUAAUAGCCCAGGGUGCAUUUUGUGCACAAAAGUGCGAAGAUAUCCGGCGUGGGUUUGACAAUUUACAAUACUAUCUAUAGUUAAUGUUGCAUUAUGUUGGCGUAUCUCCGGUGUAGAGUUUACAUGGAAUGCACCCUUGAUAAUAGCAUGGAUAAUAAUAUAAAUGGAUAGGAAACUAGCUGACGUGACCUAAUGUUUUCAAUGGGCUGAUGGCGUGAUUGGAUGUUCAAAUCUAGUUGCAAACCAAAUUCUCAAAAACGGCAUGUUUAGCAAUAAUACAGCUAAACAUUUUAGUCAAAGAUCAAAUAAAUAUAACCACGCCAUUCUACGAUGAAAACUCUAAGUAUUCCCAGUCAAUUUUAGCAAAUAUUUCAAGCACUAAACAGUGAAAAAGGCAUCCCAAAUUUCGUUAAAAUUUGUGACACCAAUUUCGUAGCUACAAAUGUAAAAAAAUACAAAACAAAGAUGAAAAACAUUUACCUUGAAUACUUUGUCGUGGCUUAGGCAUGUUUUUAAAACAAUUAGACCAGUUUAUGCUUCAAUAUCACCCUUUUAAAGCGGAAGAUAUAGCAAAACAACAAAAAUGCAGAGAACUUUGGUAAUAUCCGCAAUACGCGUGACGUCACGUUUUUCAACAAGGAUGAGGUGAAUGACGUCAGGAAGUUUCCUAUCCAGUUAUUUUACAAUCCAUGAUAAUAGGCAACUACCUUAAAUGACUUGUGUCUGAUCAUGGAGUACAACUACGGUGGAAUGGUUGAUUGGUGGCUAAUCCCACCCUCCCUAUCUGCGGACAAAACCCACGACUUUUGGUUGAGCGCCGAACGACUCAUUUCACAUAAGUUUUGUGUGUCCGUAGCAAAAAUCGUACCCACAAUCUUGGAGGCGAAAGUGAGACAUAAAUAUUUGCAAGUUAAUAACUUAACUCAGAUCUAGUGUAUCAAGGGAAGUAUUGUACGAAAUUUGGAAAAAGAUAAACGGUUAUUGGCUAUCAUCAAGAGACGUGGAACAGCGGGGUACUGUACGAAUGUUAACGCAUAUACAUUACAUUUAGGGGCUGAUUAGGCAAAAAAAUACCUUGGUUGCUUAUUUCUUGUUGCAAAACCAAAAGUUGGGUUAGGUUUGGUUUCUUUUUGUAAAUGCUCACGCACUAGAAUGAUAUUUUACAUCAAUUACAGAGGAUCAAGAAUACAUUUUGCACCCAGUAACGUCUUGACCUCAUUAACUAUGGUUUUGAUGACGUCAGGAGUUAACCAUAUAAAACUACUCUAAAAUGACCGAGUAUAUUUAACAAUCCAAAAUUGUUUGAAAUGUUUUUAAUCAUUUCUAAAUUUCAGACAGCAACCAGAGACGGACUUUUGGACCCAUAUUGAUCGCUUAGUCUCACGAUAAAAAAUUAGCGUGACCCCUCUCUUGACGUAACAUGCAUAUCCUCAAUAAUCCAAGAUGGCGAACAGCUCACUUUUUUCAGUCGAAAUAUUUUGAAAACUAAGCAAGAUCUAAACAAUCUGUAAUGGAGUUUAAUAUAUAGUUUUAAGAGUUCUUUCAAAUGAACUAAAGUAUUUUUUAUUGCCAAUGUCCUUUACAAAUUUUAUUAUCUGCUUUAGACUUUUAAUAUACAGUUAUUGUGGCGACACGCCAAUGGCACAAAAUCUUCGUCUUGAAUAUGCCCUGCCAGUGAACAAAGAAUUUUCAGUAUCUGUAGGUAAGGUUUUAUUAAUAUAAGUUAAACAAAUAUCAUUCGAUCAGUAAGUUGAAUAAUGAAUAAUUAUUCUAACAUUGGAUGACGUUGAAUUAAUAAGUGUUAGUAUAAUUAUACAUAGGUGAUUAUUGAAAGUUCUCCACGCUGAUUUGUUGCCGUUGAGGUGAUUAUAACACGAUAAUCACUUAAGCGAUUUUCGAAAUGGUGGCCAAAGCCGUUUUGUCAAAUAAAUGACAAAGAAAUGUGCAUUUUUUAUUUUUUCCCAAAUAAUCACCUAUGAAAUUAUACUAAAACAAUUAUUCACCUCAGGCUUGGUGAUUAUCGUGAAUAAAAACCUCGACUUUGUCUCGGUUUUUAUUCACUGAUAAUCACCUUGCCUUCGGCGAAUAAUUGUUAAUUAAUUGUUUAACUCUGAUCACCUUGUGCUGAAGCAGAAAUUACUACGUGAGAGGAAUUGUUUAUCAAUCAGGAAUGAGAAUAGAGUUUGGAUGUACAGCUGUAUAAUAAUGAUAUUUAUUUUGGUGUUUGUUUUCAGAACGUGAUGCGGAUACAGUUCAAGCCUAUGGUAUGUACAGUUCAGAGACG
Molecule: messenger RNA, 3002 nt
Organism: Paramuricea clavata
Lineage: Eukaryota; Metazoa; Cnidaria; Anthozoa; Malacalcyonacea; Plexauridae
Source: the annotation of a GenBank genome assembly